AUGGAAUCCAACUGUGCAUUAGACAGCGGCGAAUUUAUUCCAGUUAUUCCAAUUUUGCAAAGGAAUAGUUGCGCUGUACCCGUUGAAAUGCUUGCAGCACCCGGAAGAAGAUCUGCAGCGGGCCUGAAUGACCUGAGACCAGCCGAUUUCGUCUGCAGUUGUGAUUUGGGAUUGGAGGGUUUUGCCGAUCUACAGGGACUACAGUGCCCAGAGGAUUUCAUGGCAGAUUUCGGCCAUGCAGUACGGGCAAUGUUGGCAUGGGUGUGGAUGCACACGUCAAUUUUCUGUCGUACAGUGGCUGCCUGGUUUGCGGCUCUUCUUGCCCGGCCGAUGGGAGACAAGCCAGAGAUGGGCGAAGGGGAUGAUCUUAAGGACGAGGCCAACGCAGCUUUUGCUGCUGAGGACUUUGAGCGCGCCGUGAAGCUGUAUUCGCGGGGAAUCGAAAUGGAUGACAGCAACCACAUCUUGUUCUCGAACCGUAGCGCAGCUUACUCGAAGCUCAAGCGCUUUGAGGAAGCGAAAAGGGACGCGGAGCGCUGCGUUGAACUGAAGAGCGACUGGCCCAAAGGCCUCGCAAGGCUGGCGACGGCGCUUUUCGGGAUGCACAGGGUGGGUCACGCCGAGCGAGCCCUGCAUAAGGCACUGGAACUCGACCCCGAAAAUGACUUCCUCAAGUCAUUCUUGAAAGACAUCCUUAGUGCGGAUGGCAACCAGAGCGCCAAAAAGGGAAUGGACGGCAGCGACCGCGGCCUAAGAGAUCUCCAGCAGAGGGCGGGGUACACCCUGGACCCCGGCAAGUGGAAGAAUCAAACCGCCGUGGUGGCGUUCCUCGGAGAUGUGCGGUCCUUCACGGCCAUGUUUCAGCCGGCGGACCUGCUGGCGCGCGAGACGGACCUGCGGAUGCCCAUACUGACGCUCGUGGUGGCGGGGGCCCAGAGGAUGCCGUCGCCCCCACCGCACGUCGACCACAAGGCGGUGGCGCGUCUGCUCAUCGACGCCGGCGCAAGGAUCGACGCCAAAGACGCCGCAGGCUACACGGCCCUGAUGUAUGCAUGCGGCCACAACCCGGCGGUGGCACUUGCGGAGAUACUCCUGGAAGCGGGUGCGGAUCCAAACGUCAAGUCUAGAUACGGAACCGUAGCCCUGCACGACGCGGUCAUGGGGCAGCAGCUGGACGCCGUGAAGCUCCUGCUCAAGCACGGCGCCAGUGUGCGUGCUGCGGACAAUGACGGCGUCACACCACACAAGCUGGCGAGGCACUUCCCGCCAAUAGCAGCAGCAAUGGCCGCUGCGCGAGGGGGCGCAAGCGAUGAGCAGAGAGAGAUAACCAACACGAAGGCGCGUGCAGUCUGCCAAGCCUGCGGCAAAGAGAACGCGCACAAGGCUUGCUCCAAGUGCAGGGUUGUGCACUACUGUUCCAGGCAGUGCCAGACAUUUCACUGGAAGACGCACAAGAAGGAGUGCGGAAAGGCAGCUGCCCAGACGGGCGAGCUGCGCUUCGAGGUCACGUCGCCACCAUGUUCGGCGACUUUCAGCACAGCCAACGUAAGUCGCGCCUUGCAGCACCCCUUGAGGUUAGAUUUGAUCACGAAUUCUUCCAGCGCUCCUCCUUAUGCUGGACGUUCAGAACACGACGAUUGA
Molecule: messenger RNA, 1641 nt
Organism: Ostreobium quekettii
Lineage: Eukaryota; Viridiplantae; Chlorophyta; Ulvophyceae; Bryopsidales; Ostreobiaceae
Source: the annotation of a GenBank genome assembly